AUGGCAUCUCGCCAUUUCCGAGCGGUCUUCAUCUACCUGCCGCCGUCGAGCAAGAUGCUGGACCACGACCAUCUCCACUUCAUUGCGACCAAGAUCCAGGAGGAUCCCAAGUUCUGGCUCGCGGUUCUCGCCGCCAUCGUCGUCCCUCUCUUCAUUGUUGCGCUUCUUGCGGCCAAGUCACUUAUCGACAGCAUUGACGCCGACGAGCGCAAGUCCAAGGCGGCCGCGGCCAAGAAGACACAGUAA
Messenger RNA from Saprolegnia diclina VS20, 246 nucleotides. RefSeq lists its product as hypothetical. NCBI's taxonomy places the organism in Eukaryota, Oomycota, Saprolegniomycetes, Saprolegniales, Saprolegniaceae. The record is from RefSeq and is a predicted model, not a curated record. Bases 1 to 246 code for a protein of 81 amino acids. The transcript has a single exon.